AUGUUCAUAAGUGACUACAAAAAGGACCUUGAGUUCAUUGAAGAGGUGACGAGCAAUGUUGAUGAGGUCCAAAAAAAUGUUCUUGCUGAAAUCCUCUCACAAAAUGCUCAUGUUGAGUACUUGCAGGGUCAUGGUCUCAAUGGUCACACUGAUAGAGACACAUUCAAGAAACUCAUACCUGUCAUCACUUACCAAGAUAUUCAGCCCCAUAUCAAUCGUAUUGUCAAUGGUGAUAAAUCUCCAAUCCUCUGCUCCCAACCCAUCUCUGAAUUACUUGCAAGUACUGGAACAUCUGGAGGGGAGAGCAAAUUGAUACCAACCACAGAGGGAGAGCUUGGGAGGAGAUUUCAGCUUGUGAAGCUUCAGAUGUCUGUGAUGAGACAAGCAGUUCCAAAUUAUGGAAAUGGCAUAGCAAUGUAUCUCAUGUUCAUAAAGUCUGAAGAGAAGACUCCGGGAGGAUUAACAGCUCGCGCUCUUUCAACGAGUAUGAUCAAGAGUCCUUAUUUCGACUACAACCAUCAUCAAAAUGACCGCACUAGUCCAACUGCAACAAUUCUCUGCCCAGACUCUUACCAAAGCAUGUACUCCCAAAUGCUCUGUGGCCUCUGCCAAAACCAGCAAGUUCUCCAUGUUGGCUCCUUUUUCGUGAUUACCUUCAUCCGUGCCAUCAGGUUCUUGGAGAAGCACUGGUCUCUGCUUUGUAAAGAUAUCCGGACAGGAAGUGUUGAUGCCUCUAUAACUGAUCCUUCAGUGAGAGAUGCAGUGAUGGAAAUCCUCAAACCUGAUCCAAAGUUAGCUGAUUUUAUCGAGGCUGAAUGCAGCAGAGAUUCAUGGAAAGGGAUCAUUACCAGACUGUGGCCCAACGCCACGUAUGUGAAUGCUACUGUGACUGGAACCAUGGCACAAUAUAUACCCACCCUUGAUUAUUACAGCAAUAGCCUCCCUCUUGUCAAUACCAUGUAUAUUGCCUCAGAAUGCUCCUUCGGAAUCAACUUGAACCCUUUUUGUAAGCCUAGUGAAGUCGCUUACACCCUUAUUCGCACCAUGGCCUAUUUUGAGUUCUUACCAAAUCAGAAAGAGCAACAACAAUUGGUCGAUUUGGCUGAUGUCAAGAUUGGCCAGGAGUACGAGCUUGUCGUUACCACAUAUUCUGGACUCUAUAGAUAUAGAGUCAGUGAUGUGCUUCGGGUUGCUGGAUACAAGAACAAUGCGCCUCAAUUCAACUUCCUAUGCCGGGAAAAUGUAGUUUUGAGCAUUGAUGAUGACAAGACUAAUGAAGUUGAGCUACAAAAUGCAGCAGGCAAUCUGUUUCCUUUUGAUGCACAUGUAACCGAGUACACCAGCUAUGUCGAUAUUGCCACCAUUCCAAGCCACUAUGUCCUGUUCUGGGAGCUGAGAGUGAAUGGAUCUAACCCAAUUCCUCCUUCAGUCUUUGAAGAUUGUUGCCUCACAAUUGAAGAAUCUCUAAACUCCUUCUAUCGCAAGGGUCGUGCGUCUGAUAAAUCCAUCGGGCCUCUGGAAAUCAGGGUGGUGGAAAUCGGAACUUUUGACAAUCUCAUGGACUACUGCAUUAGCUUAGGUGCUUCCAUGAACCAAUACAAGACACCCCUGUGUGUGAAGUUUGCACCCCUUGUUGACCUGCUGAAUUCCAGGGUCGUGUCCAGCUACUUCAGUCCCAUGUGUCCAAAAUGGGUUCCUCGCUACAAAAAUGGAACAACACGAACUGAAAUCUAGCUUGCACGAGCUCUGACUUUGUUCUCCUGUACUAAAAAAACUGGUAAACAAUCCUCUGCAU
Molecule: messenger RNA, 1795 nt
Organism: Solanum tuberosum (potato)
Lineage: Eukaryota; Viridiplantae; Streptophyta; Magnoliopsida; Solanales; Solanaceae
Product: indole-3-acetic acid-amido synthetase GH3.6-like
Exons: 6
Coding region: 1-1734 (577 amino acids)
Cellular component (GO): cytoplasm
Molecular function (GO): indole-3-acetic acid amido synthetase activity
Source: RefSeq, a predicted model, not a curated record